AUGGAAAGUUUGAACGCGACAGAAUCACUGGUUCUAACCCGACAUUCUUCACUUUAUGGAGCGCUGAGGACACACUGCUUGAAAAACUUCAUCCCUAGGGUAGUUUUGAACAAACCUGCUAGCUCAGCAGCCAGUCUGUCACCAUACGCUGACAGAAACAGUGGAAGAAUGUUAUUGGUCCGGUCAAAUUUUCCCACUUUAAGUUCCCUUUUGCACCAGUUCCCUUCAACAGAAUUGCAAGCUGGAACGCCGUCACCUUCAGUUCGAUCGAUCGCCAAGAACUCUUCUCGAGGUGCCGCUGGCGAUUCCGGAGGUGUGGAACGAACCUUAUCACAACCCAAUGUCUUGUUAUCUGAUGCUCUCUCAACUCCUAGAACGCCAGCGAGACUGCCUCCCGGUGCAAAGCGUCUUGGUUUCACGGAGAUACCCACGCGCUCCAGUCCCAGAAUUCGCGCUAUAAAACAGUCCGCUUCUGACGAAACGAAUGUGACCAAAUCUCUCCGAGAUCUAUUCUCCGACAGUGAAGAAGAAUUCGCCUAG
Dicrocoelium dendriticum is the source of this 540-nucleotide messenger RNA. Lineage: Eukaryota; Metazoa; Platyhelminthes; Trematoda; Plagiorchiida; Dicrocoeliidae. The record is from the annotation of a GenBank genome assembly.